CUUGGACCGGGUGUCGGGGGUUGACCGGCCGGCGCGGCAGAAGCGGCUGUCAGAAGGCGGAGGGACAUAGACGUAGUGACGGCAGCGUGACGAGUCCUUCCUUUUCCGGUCGGGGCGCGGCGCAGGCGGGCGGCCGCACGAGCAGCUCCGCCGCCAUGGCUUGCGCUCGGCCGCUGAUCUCCGUGUACUCCGAGAAGGGCGAGGCGUCGGGCAAGAACGUGACGCUGCCCGCCGUGUUCAAGGCGCCCAUCCGGCCCGACGUGGUGAACUUCGUGCACACCAACCUGCGCAAGAACAACCGGCAGCCCUACGCCGUCAGCGAGCUCGCAGGUCACCAGACCAGUGCUGAAUCAUGGGGUACUGGCAGAGCUGUUGCUCGAAUCCCGCGCGUCCGGGGUGGUGGCACUCACCGCUCUGGCCAGGGUGCCUUUGGCAACAUGUGUCGCGGCGGCCGCAUGUUCGCCCCGACCAAGACCUGGCGGCGCUGGCACCGCAGGGUGAACAUCAUGCAGAAGCGUUAUGCCAUCUGCUCUGCCCUGGCUGCCUCUGCCCUGCCAGCUCUGGUCAUGUCUAAAGGCCACCGCAUUGAGGAGAUUCCAGAACUUCCUCUGGUUGUUGAGGACAAGGUUGAGGGCUACAAGAAAACCAAGGAAGCUGUUCUCCUCCUGAAGAAGCUUAAAGCUUGGAAUGACAUCAAAAAGGUUUAUGCCUCCCAGCGCAUGCGGGCCGGGAAGGGCAAGAUGAGGAACCGGCGCCGCAUCCAGCGCAGGGGACCCUGCAUCAUCUACAACGAGGACAACGGCAUCAUCAGAGCUUUCCGGAACAUCCCAGGAAUCACUCUGCUGAACGUGAACAAGCUGAACCUGCUGCGCCUCGCUCCCGGGGGCCACGUGGGGCGAUUCUGCAUCUGGACCGAGAGCGCCUUCCGCAAGCUGGACGAUCUGUACGGCACCUGGCGCAAGGCUGCCACGCUCAAGAGCGACUACAACCUGCCAAUGCACAAGAUGACCAAUACGGAUAUUGGAAGAAUCAUGAGAAGCCAGGAAAUCCAGAAGGCCCUGCGUGCUCCAAAGAAGAAGAUUCAGCGCAGGGUCCUGAAGAAGAACCCGCUGAAGAACCUGAGAAUCAUGAUCAAGUUGAACCCGUACGCCAAAACCAUGCGGCGCAACACCAUCCUGCGGCACGCGCAGAACCACAAACUCAAGGAGGAGAAGAAAGCCAAGGCCCAGGAGAAGCUGGCAGCCAAGGCCCCGGCUGCACCCAAGGCGGAGCCCGCUGCCAAGAAGGCCAAGACAGCCAAGACCGCCAAGCCCGCGGCGAAGGCCAAGGCCGAGGCGUAGCCGCGGCCGUGCUGCCCCGCGGGGGCUGUGCCCGCGGUCUGUCCCUAAUAAAGGCUGUUGGAACAGAGAA
Molecule: messenger RNA, 1410 nt
Organism: Passer domesticus (house sparrow)
Lineage: Eukaryota; Metazoa; Chordata; Aves; Passeriformes; Passeridae
Gene: RPL4
Product: ribosomal protein L4
Exons: 10
Coding region: 156-1340 (394 amino acids)
Biological process (GO): translation
Cellular component (GO): ribosome; cytosolic large ribosomal subunit
Molecular function (GO): structural constituent of ribosome; RNA binding
Source: RefSeq, a predicted model, not a curated record